UCGCGACGUUUUGAGUGGAAGAACGGGAGUUAGAAGUAACGGUAGAAAUAAAGCAGUUGGUGGUGGUCUAGGCACGGGUGACGUUAAGCCCUUGUCGUCAGUAUACUGCGGCUUUGGCCAAGUUUUCUACCUCAGGGAGCUGUAGAUACUCCGACAAACUGGAUCAACCGUCGGAUACUCCGGAUCCUCGCCUCUCUUCAGGCAUGAGGCAUGUGGAGGUGGAAAAGGCGCGCGAGUUAGACCAGCAGUUUGCUGGUCUAGACCUGAACACUUCUGAUAAUCAGAGUAAAGCGGGAAGUACAGCAAGCAAAGGGCGCUAUAUACCUCCUCACUUAAGGAACAGAGAAGCGUCUAAAGGAUUCCAUGAUAAAGACAGUUCAGGGUGGAGUUGUAGUAAAGAUAAAGAUGCUUAUAGCAGUUUUGGGUCUCGAGAUUCAAGAGGAAAGUCCAGUUACUUCAGUGAUCGUGGAAGCGGAUCAAGAGGAAGGUUUGAUGAUCGUGGACGGAGUGACUAUGAUGGUAUUGGCAGUCGUGGUGACAGGACUGGUUUUGGCAAAUUUGAUCGCAGUGGACACAGUCGAUGGGGUGACAGAUCAGAUGAUGAUGAUUGGUCAAAACAACUUCCACCGAGUGAACGUUUGGAACAGGAACUAUUUUCUGGAGGAAACACUGGGAUUAAUUUUGAGAAAUAUGAUGAUAUUCCAGUAGAGGCAACUGGCAAUAACUGUCCUCCACAUAUUGAAAGUUUCAACGAUAUUGAAAUGGGAGAAAUUAUCAUGGGGAACAUUGAGCUUACUCGUUAUACUCGUCCUACUCCAGUGCAAAAAUAUGCCAUUCCUAUUAUCAAAGAAAAAAGAGACUUGAUGGCUUGUGCCCAAACAGGGUCUGGAAAAACUGCAGCAUUUCUUUUGCCUAUUUUGAGUCAAAUUUAUACAGAUGGUCCAGGCGAAGCUUUGAAGGCUGUGAGGGAAACUGGGAGGUAUGGACGCCGUAAACAGUAUCCAAUCUCCUUGGUGUUAGCCCCAACAAGAGAAUUGGCUGUACAAAUCUAUGAGGAAGCCAGAAAAUUUUCAUACCGGUCUAGAGUUCGUCCUUGUGUGGUUUAUGGUGGUGCUGAUACUGGUCUGCAACUUCGAGACUUAGAACGCGGAUGUCACUUACUAGUUGCCACUCCUGGACGUUUAGUGGAUAUGAUGGAAAGAGGAAAGAUUGGAUUAGACUUCUGGAAAGACUCACUGACCUUAGUGUUUGUGGAGACCAAAAAGGGUGCUGAUUCUCUGGAGGAUUUCUUAUACCACGAAGGAUAUGCUUGUACCAGUAUCCAUGGAGACCGAUCACAGAGAGAUAGAGAGGAAGCUCUUUACCAGUUUCGUUCAGGAAAAAGCCCAAUUCUAGUGGCUACAGCUGUGGCUGCAAGAGGACUAGAUAUUUCCAAUGUGAAACAUGUUAUCAAUUUUGAUUUGCCAAGCGAUAUUGAAGAAUAUGUACAUCGGAUUGGCCGUACGGGACGUGUAGGAAACCUCGGCCUUGCCACCUCAUUUUUUAACGAAAGAAAUGUAAAUAUUACAAAGGACUUGUUGGAUCUUCUUGUUGAAGCUAAACAAGAAGUGCCGUCUUGGUUAGAAAAUAUGGCUUAUGAACAUCACUAUAAGAGUAGCAGUCGUGGACGUUCUAAGAGUAGAUUCAGUGGAGGAUUUGGUGCCAGAGACUAUCGACAAAGUAGCGGUUCCAGCAGUUCUAGCUUUAGUAGUGGCCGUGCAAGCAGCAGUCGCAGUGGUGGUGGAGGUCACAGCAGCAGCAGAGGAUUUGGUGGAGGUGGCUAUGGAGGCUUCUACAGUAGUGACGGAUAUGGAGGGAAUUAUAACUCCCAGGGGGUUGACUGGUGGGGCAAUUAAACCUGCUCUACAGUCACAUCACCCCUUUAAACAAGUUAAUAUGGAAACCACAUGUAACUUAGCCAGACUGUAUUGUGUAGUUUAAGAACUUUCAGUACAUUACCAGCCGUGAUUCUCCUGAAAAGCUAUGGAACAUCAAAGUCACAAGAAGAAAGGAACAAUAACAGCCCCAUUCAGAAGUUGGUUGAAAGACUUAAUCGCGCUAGCUUGGAUUAACUCCCAUCCUGCUCAUUUUCCAUCCCAAGCUGCAUUUAUAAUUUUGUGACUGAGAAUCAUUUGUUUGUUAAUAUACUGUAACUUUAGACAACUUAUUAUUUUGAUGUUCUGUUUGGCUGAGUAAUACUCAAGGUAUCAAUUGUUUUGACAAAAUAAAUUUCUGAACUUGGGCUAACACCAAACCUUUGCAUAAAGCUGUGAUAAACUUAAUAGGAGUUACCAAUUUAUCAGUAAGUAUUACAGAUUAAAAAUAAUUUAGGCAGUAGCUUCUUAGGACUUUUUGGAUAUUUACUUGUAGACUGGGAAGAAGAACAUCUUAAGCAAAAUUAGUUUCUAAUGUGCCCAAAUGAACUAUGUUAAAGUUCUGAUUGACUUCUCAUUCUGUCAUGGGUAAGCACUUAGAAACUUUGUAGUAGUUAAAUGUCAUUCAGUCAUGAUGAAGUAGCAGGUACGAAUAUAUCCAUGCAUUUUCAAAGCACUCUUCAAAAUGAAUGCAAGUAAAUACAGCAAUUCCUCUUUCAAUGUUUAUUAAUUGUAAGCUAUGCGAGUGUGGGCGUACUAUUAUAGGGAAAGUUUAAUGUUUGAUUUAAAAAGUGUUUUGAAGGAAAUUAGAUUAUUUUAAUGCCUGCGAUAACUAAAAUUGAAUUGGUAGAAUGGCUGACCAUGAGCAUUACCUUGUCCUCUUUAUGGACCUGGUUGGAUUUUGGUCUGAAGUGCAUGCUAGUGUUGUUUUUUGGUCAAGACUAUAUAAGCAGGGAGAAUUAUGCAGCAGGCUUUAUUUAAUGCAGAUUCAGGUUACUCUGUUGAAGCUGUAUUGAAAGGUUAAAAUGGCUUACACUUGUAGACUUAAAUUUUAGCAAACAAAUUCUUGAGAUCCCACAGGCUGGAAAUAAGUACUAAACUGCACCUGAUGUUAUUGCUAUAUGGUGCACUUUUAGUCUUCCUUUAGUUGCAUAGGUUUCCAUUGUACUUAUAUUCUCUUUGCUAAAUUUGGCCAAAGAUGAUUGUCCAUCACUAAAAAUGCCUCUGCCAUUUGGAAUUCUAUGCUGAUUUUAUAGUUAGAAAGCAGUGAUAUUUACAAACUAAUUUUUACAGUUGCAUAAGAAGGUAAAAUUUUCUUAAAAGUGCAAUAGAUUUUUCAGGAGUAUUGUGCCUUGUUCUAAAACUUUAAGUAGACAGUUGACAGUAUUAAGGUUAUUUGUUACGGUGCUAUUUCAAUUGGUAUAUAUUUAGACUUUUGUAUACUUUGCCCAUAACUUUUUACAAAGCACUUAUUUUAUUGCACAUUCAGAAAAUUUUAUAUAUAUAUGUAUAUAUAUAUAUAUACACACACACACACACACACACACACACCACACACAUAUAUAUAUAUGUGUGUGUGUGUGUGUGUCUUGUUGUAUGUGUCCUUAAACUUCCAAUCUCAUUUUAUCUCUUGGAGAUUGUUGAAUGCAGUUUAUAAACUAGAUUGUAGAAUUUUAUUUGGGACCAUGGAAUGAUAGUUAUGAAGAAACUGUUUGCACAUGAAAGAUUUUAGAUACUUUUUGCUGCUAGUUUGUAUAAUAUUUAUUGAACAUUUUGACAAAUAUUUAUUUUUGUAAGCCUAAAAGUGAUUCCUUGAAAGUUUAAAGAAACUUGACCAAAAGACAGUACAAAAACACUGGCACUUAAAUGUCACUGUAUGUGAAAUAAUAUAUUUUGGGAUAGUGUGAACUUUCAAUGUUGAGUCCUGUUAAACUUGAGUUCUUAUUAAGCAGACCCAGCAUUGGCUGUGAGGUUCUGACAAAAUUUAAAGUAAAAUUGGCAACUUAAAAUUUUCUAAGGUUUUGAUACACUUGUCUUAAAAAUAUUAAUGAUACACCUUUAAAUACUGGUAGGAAGUGUCCACAUUCUCAAAGGUUUUGAGUUUUGUUUAAUGUGCGUGGUUUUUUUUGGUUUGGUUUUCACUUACUGUCUGGCAUAUUUGCAGUCCUCAAACAUGUGGUUACCUUUGUAAUUCCAUAAUGUGUGACUUUUACAUUCCUUUUUAAUCAACCAGUAAAUAAGGAUUGGUUUAAA
Messenger RNA from Myotis davidii, 4166 nucleotides. RefSeq names its product ATP-dependent RNA helicase DDX3X-like. Gene Ontology annotation, molecular function: RNA helicase activity; ATP binding; RNA binding. Gene Ontology annotation, cellular component: P granule; nucleus. Gene Ontology annotation, biological process: cell differentiation; gamete generation. The record is from RefSeq and is a predicted model, not a curated record. NCBI's taxonomy places the organism in Eukaryota, Metazoa, Chordata, Mammalia, Chiroptera, Vespertilionidae. Bases 204 to 1895 code for a protein of 563 amino acids. The transcript has 15 exons.